AUGAUCACGCAUUUCCACCUGAUCUUUCACACAUCUCAAAAAUCGGAAAUACUCGAAGAAGUUCAACAUAUCAUUACACCUCACCAACCACACGAAGUUAACACUGCUAUGGAAGAUUUUCAGAAAAUAACAGAAAGUGAAAAUCAGUUGAAGGAAACAAGUAAGGAAAAUGAUGAUGCUACACAUUACGAUUCAGAAUUGGAUUUAGAUAAUGACAAUUUGCAUUUGGAUGAUCACGAUGACAAAGAUGAUGCUGAUCAUGGAGCUCAUGACGAUGAUGUUGAUGAUGGUGAUGACGUGGACGACGACAUGGAUCAAGAUCAUGAUAUUGAUGAUGACGACAAUCAUAACGCUAAUGGUGCUGAUGAUGAUGAUGGCACUCAUGAAGCUAAUGAAGAUGAUGUUAAUCAUGUUGAUCAAGAUUACGUUGCUGUUGUUGAUGAGGAUCAUGUCAAUGAAGAUGAUGCUGAUGACAACGAAGAUGAUGAUGACAGUCAUGAAGCUAAUGAUGAUGAUGGUGAUGUCGAUAAUGAUCCAAACGUGCAGAAUACUGAAGAAACUGUGAAAAAUCUACUGAAUCCGUUUGAACAAGGAUGUGCUGAUCAAGCAAAUGAGAAAACACCUGCUAAAGGUGCAGAAACUCCCAAAGAACAGACAAAUAAUCCAAGGAAACUACUUGUCUCUGGCAUUCCAGUUGAAGCUUUUGAGGCAACAAAAGAAUGCUGA
Stegodyphus dumicola is the source of this 726-nucleotide messenger RNA. RefSeq names its product prostatic spermine-binding protein-like. The record is from RefSeq and is a predicted model, not a curated record. Lineage: Eukaryota; Metazoa; Arthropoda; Arachnida; Araneae; Eresidae.